Lucilia sericata (common green bottle fly) is the source of this 1630-nucleotide messenger RNA. RefSeq lists its product as uncharacterized. Lineage: Eukaryota; Metazoa; Arthropoda; Insecta; Diptera; Calliphoridae. The record is from RefSeq and is a predicted model, not a curated record. The coding region runs from base 49 to 1548 and encodes 499 amino acids. The transcript has 9 exons.
GUAAUUUCAAAUUCAGAAACAAACGGCUAAAUUUGCAUUUUAUACAAAAUGUUUAAAAGAAAACUAUUUUUUAAAAUCCUUACAAUUUUAUUCGUUAUAAUAGCUAAGGCUAAGGGAAAUUUUCCUGUAAAUCCUAGACCCUGCCGUUAUAAGGAUACCAGUUGUAUACAAGAACGUAUUAACUUUUUCUUAAAUUCCAAAUAUGCAGGUGAUGGUUUUAUUAAUUUGCCAAAACUUGAUCCUUUGAGUGUGCCUUUGUUGAACAUACAGCCAGGCCCUAAUAGUCCCGUUAAUAUAGACUUGAUUAUGAAAAAUAAUUUACUAAGUGGUCUGAAAGAUGCUAAGGCCAUAGGCGUAAGUGGCUUCGAAAGGGACUUGAGUAAAAAACAUGAAAUAAAAUUGCAAAUACCUGUAAUUCAUAUGACAGGCGAUUAUAAUGUGAAAGGUCAGGUGAUAGUACUGCCAGUAGAAGGUAUUGGAAAACAUGAUAUAACAUUGAAUGAUGUUACCCUUGCUAUACAAUUCUCUGGCUCUCCUUAUGUCAAGAAUGGUCGCACUUAUAUGAAAAUCGAAAAUAUAACCGGCUCUCUUACACCGAAAAAGGUCGUUUUCAAUUUCGGUAAUUUAUUCAAUGGCGAUAAAGUUUUGACCAAUAAUGUUAAUGUUUUCAUUAAUGAAAAUUGGUUGGACAUUUUUAAUGAAAUUCAUAAUUCACUUUUUAAUAGUCUUACACCAAUUAUGCAGAAAAUUUUUAAUGAUGUCUUCUCGAAAUUACCCUAUGAAGAGUUUUUCAAUUUUUUUAAAAAAACAAAUUCGAAAAUGUAUAAAUCACUGUGUUUAGUUGUGGUAUUAAGUAUAGCGACUGUUUUGGGAGAUUUUCCUGCUGCUAUAACAAGAUGUCAGCGUGGAGAUAGCGGUUGUUUGACUCGGGCCACUCAAGAAGUUUUGAACAAAUAUCCCGGUGGUUUACGUGAAUUGAAUCUAUUGCCUUUUGAUCCAUUGCGUGUAAAUAGUUUGGUUUUGGAUAGAAAUCCUUCAAGUCCUGUUAAUCUUGAAUUGAAAUUUAAAGAUCUUGAUUUGCUUGGCAUGAAAACGGCCCAAGUGAAAACCGUCAAAGGUUUCAAUUUUAAAGAACGCAGCGUGAUUGACGCUUUAGUGCCGGAAUUUGUUUUGAAAGGAAAAUACAAUGUUGAUGGACGUGUCUUAAUUUUGCCCAUUGUAGGAAAUGGUGAUGCUUCGAUCAUUUGCAAAAAUCUUCAACUUAAAUACUCUUUCGAUUUGAAACCUGUCGAGAAAAAUGGUGAAACUUACGCUGAAUUAGAACAUGUAAAAUUGGAAUUUAAACCACAACUCGUACAAUUCCAAUUCGAUAAUCUCUUCAAUGGUGACAAAGCCUUGGGCGAUAAUAUGAACAAAUUCUUGAAUGAAAAUUGGCGUGAUAUUUAUAAUGAAUUGGAACCUGGUUUUGCCAAGGCCUUGAGUUUAGUGGCCAAACAAGUGAUUAAUACUGUUUUAACCAAAUUUCCCUAUGACACAUUAUUUCCCUAAAUUUAUAGUUUAAGGUUAUUUGUUUAAAUUUGGAAUACUUUUUUUAUAUUAAUUUGUUAUAAUAAAAUUAUUUUUUUAUAAA